Messenger RNA from Kluyveromyces lactis, 981 nucleotides. It is a transcript of the gene ARC35, whose product is annotated as Arc35p. Gene Ontology annotation, cellular component: Arp2/3 protein complex; actin cytoskeleton. NCBI's taxonomy places the organism in Eukaryota, Fungi, Ascomycota, Saccharomycetes, Saccharomycetales, Saccharomycetaceae. Gene Ontology annotation, biological process: Arp2/3 complex-mediated actin nucleation; actin filament polymerization. Bases 1 to 981 code for a protein of 326 amino acids. The record is from RefSeq and is a predicted model, not a curated record. The transcript has a single exon. Gene Ontology annotation, molecular function: structural constituent of cytoskeleton; actin filament binding.
AUGUUACACCUUAAACCAUACAACCUAUUGGUCCAAAAGACAUUAACAGAAGCUUUGGAAGCUUACAACAAUGGGUCUCCUUUAACUUUGGACAGAAUCAUCUCCGACUUUGAUUAUACAACGUUACACAUCACCAACGAUGGCACUGAUAAGUCGAACCUAUUAGUUUCCAUCAGAACCAAGGCUACGCAAUCUUGUAAUGAGAGUGGGAACGAUUUACAAGGGUUCUUGCAGGCAAAAUUCGAUGAAGUACCAGGUUUGGCUCUAUCAUCUGCUAAAAAGGAGGCCGGUUACGAUUUUACCAUUACUGUUGAUCUAUCUCAAAUCACUGCGCAAUCUAUUGUGCAAGCAUCUUUGUUUAAGAUCCUUGUAAUGUCAUAUCCAUUCUAUUUAGCGUUUGGCCAGAGUAAUGCUCUUUCUCAAUUGAAUGAAAUAGACCAAGUGGAAAAAUCAAAGGAGGCCAGGGCUAUGGUUAUCAAAUACAGAGAUGAUGAAAACAUAUACAUCAAGCCGUCCUUUGAUCGUAUCACUGUUAUAUUCGAAACUAUAUUCCAAGAUGAAACUGACAAAGUUUUCGGUAAAGUUUUCCUACAAGAAUUCGUAGACGCAAGAAAGAGAAAUAGAUCCAUCCAAUCUGCGCCUCAAGUGCUAUUCUCCCAUGAACCACCUUUGGAAAUUCAAGAAGUAGCCCAACAACACGCUCACGUUGCAGGUGCUAAGAAGUCUACCAGGAGAUUCAUCACAUUUGUAUUGUUCCCACGUCACUACUCCUCCGAUGAACUAAUGUUCACAUCUGUGUCACAGCUUGCCCUAUUCAGGAACUAUUUCCAUUACCAUAUCAAGUGUGCUAAGGCAUACAUGCAUUCAAGAAUGAGAUAUCGUGUUGAUACAUUCAUCAAGGUCUUGAAUAGAGCAAAGCUAGACGAAGAAACUGAAUCCGAUUCACGUAGAACAAUCACCGGUAGAAAAAUGGUCUACUAA